AACAGCCAGCUCGUCGUCGAGCAACUCAACAACGUCAUUCACCAGCUUCCUCGUCUGAGUCAUCUGACUCUGAGCCUGAGCCAGCUGCCCGUCUUGAUCGCCGCACUGAUGCACUGCCUGUCGAGCAUUUGUGCCAUGUUCCACCUGUUGAUGAUUACCAACGGCAAUUACCACAAUUUGCACCACGAAGGCCUGCUGGAUUCUACCCUCCUCAACCGUAUUCUACCACUGCUGUAGGAUUCUUUAAAUUGUUUUUCACCGACAACAUGAUGGAGAUUAUCAGAACAAACAGUAACAUCAACGGUGAAGAUAGCUGUAAAAAGAGUUAUAGAGGCAAAUCUGGAGGACGGCGAGGGGAGGGUAGUUUUCGACCAGUGACGGUUGACGAGAUGAACUCGCUGAUUGGGCUCUUGAUAUACAUGGGACUUGUCAAGGUUCCUGAGCUCUCAGAUUACUGGCUCACAACUUUUCUCUUUUACGGGUUGUGGGCCAGAAGGUUCAUGUCUCGCGAUCGUUUUGACACGAUCCUAUUGGUCCUACAGAUGGAAAAUCCUCGUAUUGAUAAGGACCAAGAGGCUGACCCAUUGAGAAAAGUAUUAGCACCGUAUAUAACGAAUUACGAAGAAAUUGUCUAGAAUAUGGUCAGCCUCAAGCCCGUGUCUCACUUGACGAGCUCAUGGUGAAAGCCAAAGGCCGUUUUGCUUUUAGGCAAUACAUAAAAAACAAACCCGUCAAGUGGGGUGUGAAGUUGUAUUGUGUAUGCGAUUCUAUUUCUGGCUACACAUACAACUUCGAUAUUUACACGGGCAAGGAGCGUCAAUCAUCAGUGGCGGCAACAGCGGGAACAACAACAUCACAAGCAGCAACAACAGCAGCUGCAACCACAACACCAUCAGCUGGCUCAGCUCGAAAACGACGGAAGACAACACGUCAGUCAGCAGAUGACACAAGUGUGAUCCAUCGUACAGUCAUGCGUAUGAUGGAUCCUCUCUUUGAUCAGGGGUACACUGUGUACACUGAUCAAUUCUAUACAUCAGGACCUCUGUUCAAGGAGCUCUAUGACCGGCAUACAAUGGCCUGUGGUACAGUCCAGAAAAACAGGAAGGGUGUUCCUGCCGAUUUGAAGAACAUUCGUCUGUUCUCAAAAUUGCCACGAGGUUCAUUUCGUUAUGAACGUGACGGUCCACUCUGUACCAUUCAAAUGGGUGGACCGUAACGUGGUAACACUUAUGAGCACCCUUCAUUCUGGACACCAUCAUGCUCUCUGCGAAAGAUUCACCAAGGAUCGUGCAAAGUAUGAUGGGCACCACAGGAUCCGUGUUCUCAGACCUGAGGCUAUUUGCGACUACAACGCCCACAUGGGAGGCGUGGAUAAGUCAGAUCAAAUGAUAAAGUAUUAUGAAGUAUUGCAUAAGAGCCUCAAGUACUGGAAGAAGAUCUUUCUGCACAUGAUUGACUUAGCUAUUCUCAACAGCUUCAUCAUGUUUACUGCCCUUCAAAAACAAUAUCCUCAAGAUGAACGUCUCCAGAGGAAAGGGCAGUAUGCGCAGAAAGACUUCAGGUGUGAGCUUAUCCGAGGGUUGGCAGGAAUUGACAUUAGGGAACCGUUAGCUCAAUAUUGUUUUUUAACAAAACGAAUGAUACAGAUUCCCGCACCGACACCACAGCAACGGAGACGACAACAAGAAGAAGAACAACAACAACAACAGCAAAGCCAGCAAUUACAAUUACUAUCACAACUACAACAACAAAGAGUGCACACACAAGAACAACAACUCAUGCAACAACAACAACAACAACAACAAGAACAGAUGCAACAACAACUCGCAGAUGCACAACAACAAAUACAGCAAAUGCAACAACGACAGAUGCAAGAACAACAACAACAACAACAACAACAGAUGCAACAACAACAGAUGCACCAACAACAACUACUAAUACAACAACAGCAACAACAAAUACAACAACAACAACUAGAACAGAUGCCAAACCCUCGGUAUAGCUCACACAUGCCGGUUAUAGCAGAGGGGCUAGUACGUUGCAUUGUUUGUGUAUCUGAAGGCAGGAACAACACAAGGACCAGGUAUCGCUGCCAAGAAUGCAACGUCCCCCUCUGUGUGGCAUCUGCUGACCGACAUUGUUUUAGACUUUAUCAUACGGAGAGGUACCAUACUCAGAAUGACUGAAUAGUGGCUUUAUAUUGUAUAUUUACCACACUAGGAAUUGACUGUAUAUAUUGUAUAUAUUUCUAUACAGUGUUGUAUAUUUCUAUUUAUAUGUUGUUGUAUAUUUCUAUUUAUAUAUUGUUGUAUAUUUCUAUUUAUAUAUUGUUGUAUUAGGUGA
This is a messenger RNA of Corticium candelabrum, 2343 nucleotides long. RefSeq names its product piggyBac transposable element-derived protein 4-like. The record is from RefSeq and is a predicted model, not a curated record. The coding region runs from base 677 to 1216 and encodes 179 amino acids. The transcript is spliced from 5 exons. Lineage: Eukaryota; Metazoa; Porifera; Homoscleromorpha; Homosclerophorida; Plakinidae.